AUGCAGGAAGUGCAGGAAUACUUCACCGAAAGCCAGGCGGCCGAGAAGCGGAAGCAAGCGGUGCGGAAGUGCAGCUACGAUCUGCUGGAGCAUCAUCGGGGCUUUAACAAAUGCGACGAAAAUGUAAAUUACACCCGCGAUCCGCUGCUGCUCACCUCGUCCGACGAGGACAGCAGCGGGUCGCCGACGAACGAGAUGAGUAAUUGCAUCAAGUUCAUGGAGAAACCGACGCUGAUAAAACGGUUCGCGCUCGGGUUUCUGCGCAGCACGGAGGACAGCUUACCACUGAUGUGCCAUAAAUCAUCGCCCACGUCGCCGCAGCGGCGACUGAACGACAUCCUGUCCGAGGAGCAGCGGACCGAGCGGACCAGCAUCCUGGCCAGCCUGGACCAGAUCGUGUCGAGCAAGUUCGGCGACUCGUGCAAACAGUCGUUCGCCGGGUCGCAGCGCGCACUCCCGGCGGCGUCGGCCGAGGUCGGCGUCGAGUACGAGUUCAAGCGCAACCUGAUCCGCCAGACAAACAGUGCCAGCUCGAGCCCGAAGCGCUUCCCGGCCUUCCCGCAGCCACCGAAGCACGCCGACAGCCUGAGCAGUGUGGCCGCUCGGCUGGGCGAUCCGACCGGCGCCGGAUCCGACGAUCGUGAGGAGGAGCUGGAUCGGGCCGCCUGGUUCCAGGCCGGCUUGCCGCGCGAGGUUUCGCUCGAGGUCCUGACGCAGCAGAGCCCCGGUGCGUUCCUGGUGCGCCGCAGCACCACCAAGCACGGCUGCUUCGCCCUCUCGCUCCGGGUGCCGCCCGGACCGGGCCCAAAGGUGGUGCACUAUUUAAUUAUGAAAACCGAGCGUGGAUAUAAAAUUAAGGGUUUCAUGAAGGAGUUUUCCUCGCUGCGCGCCCUGAUAACGCACCACUCGGUGAUGCCGGAGAUGCUUCCGGUUCCGCUGUCACUGCCACGGCCCCAGAACAUCCCGACGAAGUGCAAGCACACGGACGACUACGACACGUACAGCACGCUGAACGAGUUUUCCAAGCUGUUUUCCGACCUCGACAUCUGCUCGUAG
Messenger RNA from Anopheles bellator, 1056 nucleotides. Its product is annotated as EGFR adapter protein-like. The transcript is spliced from 3 exons. The record is from RefSeq and is a predicted model, not a curated record. Lineage: Eukaryota; Metazoa; Arthropoda; Insecta; Diptera; Culicidae. The coding region runs from base 1 to 1056 and encodes 351 amino acids.